UUACGAAAAUGCUUAAAUUCUGGAUCAAUGACCAAUAGAACUUGUAACCGAAAAUUGAUGUUUGUAGACACACAUGAGAUUAUGGAUCAUUUGUCUUGCACAUGCAUAAUUUAUGCAUAAUUUAUGCAUAAAUUUUGCAUAUUUUUCAAGAAUAUUACAUAAAUUAUGCAUAAAUUGUGCAUAAAUUAUGCAUAGAUUACGUAAGUUUCUGUCUUGCACAUGCAUAAUUUAUGCAUAAUU
Messenger RNA from Clunio marinus, 240 nucleotides. NCBI's taxonomy places the organism in Eukaryota, Metazoa, Arthropoda, Insecta, Diptera, Chironomidae. The record is from the annotation of a GenBank genome assembly.